Musa acuminata AAA Group (dessert banana) is the source of this 672-nucleotide messenger RNA. Its product is annotated as peamaclein-like. NCBI's taxonomy places the organism in Eukaryota, Viridiplantae, Streptophyta, Magnoliopsida, Zingiberales, Musaceae. The transcript has 2 exons. The record is from RefSeq and is a predicted model, not a curated record. The coding region runs from base 191 to 466 and encodes 91 amino acids.
AUGAGGCCGCCUACCCCACUCUCCACAACAGCACUGCAUCCCUCCACUUCCCCUACUGUUGUGAUCCCAUGAUGAAGCCAUUGCCGAUCGGAUGCCAGCUCAAACCUCAUCAUCUACUCCUCACCAACGACGUUUCCCACUCUCCUAUAAAUCACCAGACCCACCCUAUCUUUCUGCACCGUGAGCAGUCAUGAAGCCCCUCUACUCCAUCUUAGCUCUUCUCCUCGUCCUCUUCGCCUCUUCCUGCCUCCAAGUCACCAUGGCAGGCUCAGCGUUCUGCGAGUCCAAGUGCAAGGUGAGGUGCUCCAAGGCGAGCGUUCGGGACCGGUGCCUCAAGUACUGCGGGCUGUGCUGCGAGCAGUGCCGGUGCGUGCCAUCGGGAACGUACGGACACAAAGAUGAGUGCCCCUGUUACAGGGACAAGUACACAGGCAGUGGGAAGAGGAGGCGACCCAAGUGUCCUUGAUCGAACACCUUUGCGGCAUCUCCGUAUCUUUCGAUACUUCUCUGCCUCUCCUCCUGCCAAAGGUAUUUUGGCUAUAGUGGAUGGAUUAUGAUGAGAUAUACGUAUAUACGGAUAUGUUGUGUGUGCGUUUAUAUAUACAUAAAAAAGAGAGUGAUAUGUUGUCCAUAUAUUUCAUAUAAAUAAAUAUUAAAAAAAGCUUUCCACAA